AAUUUUACAGUCAUAUUACAAUGUGAGGUUGGGUUAAAGGUUUAGGGUAAAGGUGUAAGUCACUACAAUGUCCUCUAAAGUGUGUGUGUGCGCGUGCGUGUGCGCGUGCGUGCGUAGGGGGCGUGGUUUGAUGACGUCGCCGCGGUUGCAGUGUAGCUAAUGUGAAUGCAGACGGAGACUGAGGAUGGAGCAGAGGAGGAGAAGCGCCGCCGCCGUCUCACAUCGCGGUCACACCUCUGAAAUAUCACAUCUCCAAUCGAGGAGCCUCCUUCGAUUUGAAAACUAAACAACAACAAAAAAAGGCUGUGACUUUUCUCUUCUCCUCUGUUUCUCUUAACUGACACCGGUCCACUUCCCCCCGUCUCCCCGUCGGCGCUACACCGGCUUCGACUGUCUUGUGUCAGCGGAAGAAAAAGACCAAAAAUCCCGUUGGAAAUCCAUCUUCGAGGUUUCACCCAUCUCCUGGACUGCCCCGUCACUGCCCCGACAAACAUGGAUGAGGAAAAUCACGUUCCUGAGGAUCUGUCCCUGGAGGAGAGGGAUGAGCUGUCCAACAUCAGACGCAGGAAGAGAGAGCUGCUCGAUGAUAUUGAGAGGUUGAAGUUCGAGAUAGCGGAGGUCAUGACGGAGAUCGAGCAGCUGACGUGUGUUGGAGAGAGUAAAACAUGCCAGAGAAACAAACAGAUCGCCAUGGGUCGGAAGAAAUUCAACAUGGAUCCGAAGAAGGGAAUCCAGUUCCUGCUGGAGAACGACCUUCUACAGCACACUCCUGAGGACAUCGCCCAGUUCCUCUACAAAGGCGAGGGUCUCAACAAGACUGUCAUCGGAGACUACUUAGGGGAACGAGAUGACUUCAACAUCAAGGUGCUGCAGGCCUUUGUGGAGCUGCAUGAGUUCGCAGACCUCAACCUCGUACAAGCACUACGGCAGUUCUUGUGGAGUUUCCGUUUGCCAGGUGAAGCCCAGAAGAUCGACCGAAUGAUGGAGGCAUUUGCCUCCCGUUACUGUCAGUGCAACCCCGGAGUCUUCCAGUCAACAGAUACCUGCUACGUGUUGUCGUUUGCUAUCAUCAUGCUGAACACCAGCCUCCAUAACCCAAACGUCAGAGACAAGCCCCCCGUGGAGCGCUUUAUCUCCAUGAACAGAGGCAUCAACGAAGGAGGAGAUCUGCCAGAAGAACUUCUCAGGAACCUUUACGACAGCAUCAAAAAUGAGCCCUUCAAGAUCCCAGAGGAUGAUGGCAAUGAUCUGACGCACACAUUCUUCAACCCCGACAGGGAGGGCUGGCUCCUAAAGCUCGGGGGCCGGGUGAAGACGUGGAAGAGACGGUGGUUCAUUCUGACUGACAACUGCCUCUACUACUUUGAAUACACAACAGAUAAAGAGCCUCGUGGGAUUAUUCCUCUGGAGAACCUCAGUAUCAGAGAGGUGGACGAGCCCAGGAAACCUAACUGCUUUGAGCUCUACAACCCCAACCACAAAGGUCAGGUGAUCAAGGCCUGCAAGACGGAGGCGGACGGGCGAGUCGUCGAGGGCAACCACGUUGUGUACAGGAUAUCGGCCCCCACGCCAGAGGAGAAGGAGGAGUGGAUCAAAUCCAUCAAAGCGAGCAUCAGCAGGGAUCCUUUCUACGACAUGCUGGCCACCAGGAAGCGGAGGAUAGCAAAUAAAAAAUGAUGACCACCCAUCCUCAUCCACCUCCGCGUCACCCACCGUCUCUGGGAGCAGCACAGUCCAAAGACGCAGGCGGGAGUUUCGUUUGGACUGAAGAUUGUCUGCACCUGUAGUGAAUGUGAAGACUUGAACCUCUGAUGUGAAACGGAGUGCAAGGAACGGCAGAAUCAUUACCAAGCCGGAUGUUGAUCGACAACAGGAAGGAGGACUACAGCUUAGUGGCAGAACUGUAGACUGUACAUAAAAACAGGAACAGCCAUGACUGGAAUCAUAGGACAUUUUGAUGUAACGUGGCUGUGGCAAUAUCGCCCCCUGCUGGACACAGAAGAAAUUAAAUCUACUGCACUACAAAUGUGGUCAUGUGGCAUCCCUUCCAUCCCGACCGCCUUGCGUUGGUUUGUUGUCAACUCUCCGCUCCCUGCAGGACUCCAGAUGCCAGUCAACAUUAUAAUCUCACAUAUUCCCAUCCUUCAACAAGUUGCCGACAACACCAACUACAGGAAGCCUCAACUUUUUUUUUAAAUCAGCUGGUCUGAUUGUCAGCCCUCAAGUGAGGGCAAACUCGCAGAUUCAUCCAAGAAAAUGAAAGCCAAGCUCAAAAUUCUUUUCACAUUUACAGUGCUCCACCUUAUUUUCCUCUUUGAAAACACAGAAGCUAACAGUUUGGGGAAUAGUACCAAACAUAUUCAGCCUUUGACGUGGCCACUGUUUAAUAAGGCUACAGCGCAUCAUAUAUAUAUAUUAGUUCUGUACUGUAAUGUAUUGACGAUUCACCUUCGUGUUCAUUUCUUUUGUAUUUAUUUGCUUAUUGUUUAACAAAAGAGGCAGCCCCAGACUUACAUUAUGCAUGUAUAAUAUAUAAUGUACAUACCGUUUGGUUUAUUUCCGUUUGUUCUUUGUUGUGUUUAUGUAGCAUGUAAAUCAUAAUGGCCAUAGCCUAUACCCGUUCACAUUUGAGUUUGACAUAACAGUUUACAAUGAGAGGGAGGGACCUUGUGCAGAGCAGUGAAGCCUCCUCACACUGAGUUAUUACUGAGGAUCAGAUAUUGUGAUGUUAUAUGAAAGAAAAACAACUUUGCUGAGAGCGUAGGACAUGAGCAGGUUCAAAACUGGAAACCCAAGGUUGAUCCGACCAACCCAAAGCCAGAACUUUCCUUAUCAGGUGCAGAUUUUAAGUUUCAACAUGGUAUGAUGCGGGGUGAACUGCUCCUGAACACUUUGAUGAAGACUUUGAAUAAAAAAAAAAAAGGACAUGCUGAUCAGCCAA
This is a messenger RNA of Scophthalmus maximus (turbot), 2941 nucleotides long. Its product is annotated as cytohesin-3-like. Gene Ontology annotation, molecular function: guanyl-nucleotide exchange factor activity. Bases 493 to 1677 code for a protein of 394 amino acids. Gene Ontology annotation, biological process: regulation of ARF protein signal transduction. Lineage: Eukaryota; Metazoa; Chordata; Actinopteri; Pleuronectiformes; Scophthalmidae. The transcript is spliced from 13 exons. The record is from RefSeq and is a predicted model, not a curated record.